CCUAACAACACCCCGCGACGGCCCAACUCCCUGCGGCCUGCGAGCAACACCGUCGCCUUCGUAUCUGUUCACCGUCGCAGCGCUCCCUCGCCGCCUCCAAGACGCUCGCCGGCGCACUUCCAACGCUAACGAGCCUCUCCGACGGGACGGAGACGGCAACAAGGGCGGAGCGGAGAAGCAGCGGCCGCUGGGGAACCAAAGGGGAGGAGGAGCGGCGUCCUCGAGAGCCACGGCGAGAAGCGCUUCCGCCUCCCUAGGAUUGGGAGAGUACGGCGGCAAUGGUAUCCUCGGACGAGGAUGACGAGGAGCCCCGGCUGAAGGCGGUGGAGAACUACUUCUUUGUCGACGACGAUGAUGCGCCCGUCUCCUUUGAUGUCCUGCCGUUCCAGUUCGACGCGGCCGAGGAGGUCCCCUCCUUCAAGAAGGACGUGUACCUGCGUGGGCUCGCUGACGGCGGCCUCCAGAAGGUCUACAAGCAGGUGGUGGCAUGGAAGCUCGGCCUCGACAGCGAGUCACCCGUGAUCACGGUGCUCUCCACGGAGGGGACCUGGAUCGUCCUGCUGAAGCCGAGGCCGAGCUACGAGGAGACUGUCCGGUCUGUGCUGAUCACUGUGGAGAUGCUUCACUUUGUCAGGCGGAGCCCCACGGUCUCCGACGAGGACAUGUGGGAUCAUCUCCGUGGAGUUUUUGAUAAAUAUGAGGUUAGGCCCUCGGAGGAUGACUUUAGGAAUCAUGUACGGCUAAUAAAAUUGCUUGCUGAGAGAGACUCGGCUAUAGCAAAGUCACAGACUUUGCAACUAUUCAUUAAAGGGAAAACUAUGGAGAAGAUCAACGAGGUUGGUUCAGAUGAUCUGGAGGUUAAACAUCUGUUCAUUGCUGAUGAUAAGGAAAGAAAGGAGCUGGUUGAAGAUGACUGUAAGCAUGAGUCCAGUGUCGAUGAUGAUGAAGAGGAUGAGGAAGAUGAAGAUUUGUUUGAUUCAGUUUGUGCUAUCUGUGACAACGGAGGGGAGCUCUUAUGCUGUGAAGGUGCGUGCAUGAGAUCCUUCCAUGCAAAAAUAGGAGACGGUGAAGAUUCUUAUUGUGCAACCUUAGGGUACACAAAGGCAGAAGUUAAGGCAAUAAAAAAUUUCCUGUGCAAGAAUUGCAAGUAUAAGCAGCACCAGUGCUUUGUCUGUGGAGAGUUGGAGCCUUCAGAUGGACCAAAUGCGAAGGUGUUUCUUUGUAAUAAUGCAACGUGUGGACACUUUUACCACCCCAAGUGUGUCGCACAACUGCUUCACCCUAACAAUAGAAAUGAAGCCUCGGAAUUGGAGAAAAAUAUUGUUACUGGGUUUUCAUUUACAUGCCCUGUGCAUUGGUGCUUUCAAUGUAAAGGCCUAGAGGACAGGACUCAGGAGCCUCUGCAAUUUGCUGUCUGCAGACGUUGCCCAAGAUCCUACCACAGAAAAUGUUUGCCAAGGGAAAUCUCCUUUGAAGAAAUUGAUGAGGAGGGCAUCAUAACCCGGGCUUGGGAACUUUCAAAGAGAAUUUUGAUCUACUGCUUAGACCAUGAUAUGGACCUUGAUAUUGGAACUGCAUCCAGAGGCCAUUUAAAAUUUCCUCAUAUUGCGAAACCAGUGGAUUCUGCAAAGAAGAAAGUCAAGGAACUAGUCGAGAAGAAAAGGCGGACUUUUGAUGACUUGUAUGUUGAUGAACCUAUGCAGAAAUCUUCAAGAAGGGUUGCUACAAAGAGUUCAUUUGAACAACCUGUUUUUGAACCUGAGAAGAAAAAAGCAAAGUGUCUCAAAGCGAUGAUACAGCCUCAAGAGUCUCUGGUUGAGUUUGCUGCUGUUGUGAACAGUCUAAAACAACUUGUGAAAGAACAUGAACAAGAGUUGGGGACUAUGUCUUCACUGGCAACAGGGAAAACACCCCAGAGCUCAUUUCCUGUUGUUGAUAGUGAAAUUGAGAAGAGGGUGAUAGCUUUGGUAGAAAAGGAGGCCUCUUCCUUGACAUUGGAUGAUAUCUCUCGACGAUGUGCCAUUCCUUCAACUUAUGCAUCCUCUGGCAGGCAGAUUGACAAAAUCAUUGCACGUGGCAAGCUUGAGCGUUCUGUUCAGGCUGUACAAGCUGCUUUACGAAAACUGGAAAAUGGAGGCACCGUUGAUGAUGCUAAAGCAGUAUGUGAUGCUGAAGUUUUGAGGCAGUUAACUAGGUGGAAUAAUAAGCUCAGAGUGUACCUUGCACCUUUCAUUUAUGGCAUGCGCUACACUUCUUUUGGCCGGCAUUUUACAAAGAAGGAGAAGCUCAUUGAGAUUGUUGAUAAACUUCAUUGGUAUGUUCGACCUGGUGACACGAUUGUGGAUUUCUCUUGUGGUCUAAAUGACUUCAGUCAAUUUAUGAAAGAAAAGCUUGAUAAAGUUGGCAUAAAAUGCAACUUCAAGAAUUAUGAUGUUAUUCGACCAAAGAAUUCUUUCUGUUUUGAAAAGAGGGACUGGAUGACUGUGCGUCCGAAGGAACUGCCACAUGGAUCUAAACUAAUCAUGGGCCUUAAUCCUCCUUUUGGAUUAAAAGCAAUGCUUGCGAACAAAUUCAUUGACAAGGCGCUGACCUUCAAGCCGAAGCUCAUUAUACUAAUUGUCCCAAAGGAAACUGAAAGGUUGGAUCAAAAGCGACAACCUUAUGAUUUGGUUUGGGAGGAUGCUGGAAGUCUUUCUGGGAAGUCAUUCUAUUUGCCCGGUUCGUUGGAUGUGACUGACAAACAAAUUGACCAAUGGAAUAUAUCCCCACCCCCACUCUAUUUGUGGAGCCGUCCUGAUUGGACACAGAACCACAGGAGAAUAGCUGAGGAGCAUGGUCACACUACAUUGAAGGUUGUUUCCCAUGCCAAAGAAGUGGAUUGUCUUUUAGCUGAUUUCCCUAGAGAGAAUCAUAAUGAGGUCCGUUGUGAGCAGAAUGACAGAUCUGGAAAUGGGAAUGAAACCUACAUGAUUGAAAACACAAACUUCGUUGUUGGGAAACCAGAACAAGUUAAUGGAUUCCCUCCAGAAAAGCAAGUAGAGGUUGCAUAUGAGGAAACAAAGGUUGCUUCCAAAAAAAGUGAUACAUGCCGAUCAAAUCAAAGUGGUGUUCAUUUUGAAGAGAGAGAUGCUCAUUCUGGCUUCAAAACCGGUUGUUACAAUGACUGCGGAGAAAAAAUAGUCUCAAAUUGCUCCAGAAGGAUAAGGAAAUCGGAGAAAACAGGUGAUGCUUCAAAAGCAGAUUCAGACAUGAGCAUCUCACCCUCAGACUCCAGGAAUUCUCAGUACAAAUCAAGGAAUGAUUCCCCAAUGCCAAGUGAAUAUCCUUCUGAGAGGAUGGCACGUCAUGAUAGUUAUUUCAAUGAUCCUCUACCGGAGCCCUGCACAUCUCACCUUGAGAGGGUACCCUAUGAGGACUAUAUUAGAAAUGUUGUCGAAUAUGGAGUUGCAUCUGUAGAAAAGCGCCUUGCUUUUUCCACUGAUAAUGUUGGUGCUGGCUUGAGGAUGCACAGUCCUGAUCUUGAAGAACUGGGCUAUGUUGGGGUUCGAAACAGUAGUUUAUACAGUGCAGCAUCUGGUGGAACUGGUGGCAGCAUUUACCGGAGCCAGAACUUAGAAGAUUGCUCUAUGGAUUACAGCAUGGAAAAUACUGGCUCUGCUCAAAGGAAUGCAGUUGCUGGUAGACAUGUGGAGGAUGCGAGAAUGUAUGGUGGACACAUCAGGGACGAUCAUGCCCUAUCAGCGACAGCUACCACUGAUAUUCGAGCACAGAUAAGAAUGUACGGUGGACACAUAGGGGAUGAUCAUCCCCGAACUGCCAUGAACCCUCCUGCCGCUGAUAUUCGAUCGCAAAUAAGGAUGUAUGGACGACAGAGUACACAUACAAGUGGAUACUAUGGAUCUUCAGACGCUCAGUCUGCUUUAACUUCCUCAUAUGGAAUUUCGUCUUUGGGUUCAACAGGGAGGUUCGCGAUAGAUAAGUAUGCUCCCCAGCUUCAUGAAACAAACUAUGCAACAGGCCCAUACAAUGUUCCUGACAAUAGAAGGGAUAUGACGCCUGAUCCUUUGAACUUUGCUUCUCAGCAGCAGUAUCCAUACCCGCCUCCUGGCGCUUCUGGUGGCUGGCUUAGUUAGUAACUGAACCUUUGAAAAUUCCAUAGGAUCAUGAUCUAACUUGGUACUUUGGUCUCGACAGAUGUAAUAUAGCAUGAAGAUAUAAGAGAACCCCAAGGAUGUUUAAAUUAAAUGGUUACUAUGUAUAUGAAUGAUGAGGUUGAUUAGUUAUUCCAUUCGCGGUUUGUUGUUGUGAUCUUGAUCUUAUCCAAUGGAAUAAACUUACUAGGGCUGGUUGUCCAUACUA
Phragmites australis (common reed) is the source of this 4359-nucleotide messenger RNA. RefSeq names its product protein ENHANCED DOWNY MILDEW 2-like. The coding region runs from base 279 to 4133 and encodes 1284 amino acids. Lineage: Eukaryota; Viridiplantae; Streptophyta; Magnoliopsida; Poales; Poaceae. The record is from RefSeq and is a predicted model, not a curated record. The transcript is spliced from 19 exons.